Ceraceosorus guamensis is the source of this 5694-nucleotide messenger RNA. RefSeq lists its product as hypothetical. The coding region runs from base 253 to 5643 and encodes 1796 amino acids. The transcript has 2 exons. The record is from RefSeq and is a predicted model, not a curated record. NCBI's taxonomy places the organism in Eukaryota, Fungi, Basidiomycota, Exobasidiomycetes, Ceraceosorales, Ceraceosoraceae.
CGUCCAGCUUCCACAAUAUCAUGCUCUCCAUACCCGCCCAUCGAUGCCAGAUCGCUGCAGUUCCUAGUCACAUCGGGAGUACAUUAGACUCCAAAUUGAGCCAAGCGCUCGGGCGACCUGGUCCGUCAGCGCUGGCACCACUGAUUCUUGACCGGCAACGUCAGCUGGCACUUGUUUUGCGCAGCUCAUGACAGCUAAGCGCAAGAAAUUGGACCGCCGAAAGCUUCCUCGUCGCCUUGGUCUGCAGCAGCGAUGGAUCGGCCUCGACAAGGCCAGAAGCCUCGUGCGCCAUACCAAGGCGCUAUGAGGGAGACGGCCCUGAAUCGAGCAGGCCCAAGUCGAUUGCCCGCAGAGGACAGGGCCAGCAGCAACUUGCAAGUACCUCGGACACCCGCUCGAUCCAGAUCUAGGGAUAGCAUGGCUUCUGCCGCGACUUCGGACAGCUUUCUCUCCACUCCUGCCAGCUUCUCUCGCACUCGUCCCGCGGAAUCGGACUUGUACUCCGAGUACGAGGAAGGCGAGGAAGCAGAAGAGCUGACGGCUGCCUUUGAAGGACUGGACCUGCAAUCGCAGGCCAGCUUUUCGCCCAGCCCGCGAGCUCCUCGCCUUGUCCGACCAAACAGACCAUCGACACUUCAGCGCGACGCCUUCGACUCGCAAAGUGAAGACGAGCUUUCGUGGGGCGAGCACUCUUCAUCAAGCUCUUCGCCAGGCGAGACAGAGAAGUCCACAUACGUCUUACGCACACCUCGCCCCCCCACAUCUUCCCACUUCAUUCCAGCAGCAGACCAUGACAGCCCUCAAAAAGCGCAUGCGGACAUGUCAAACAGGCUCAGCAGCUGGGCAUCACCUUCGGCCAAUCAAGCCGGUCCAUCUCGCCAGCCCGCGAGCUCGCCUUCUUCCAGCAGAUUGGCAACACCGGGUCCGGUCUCGUCGCAAAGCUCCACCGAACAAGACCGGAAGGCGGCACAAAAUUAUGAAGCCUUCUCGACCGAACACGCAAAUGUGAGCGAGAGCUGGGAUGAGGACUUUCUCUUUGGUGACGAAGCUGCCGCCAGAAGUCAGGCCGCGCGGGAAGGAAGGAAGAAGAAGUCUGCCAGGGCCUCAAAAACUCGCGGACGCGACUCCCACUCGUACUUGGCAUCAAAUGACGCAAAGCUCGAGUCGAGGGAUGGUUUCGGCGACUUGCGAGAGCGCGAUGCACAAACUUACGCUGAUAAAUUUGACGACGAUGAUGCCGAGCCUACAUGGGACUCUGAUUACCUGGCAAGGUGUCGGCCGGGCCUGAGCGUCAGCGCAUCGAACGCAACCAUUCAACCCAGGCAUACAUCAGCAUCCUCGCCAAGCGAAAGUCACGCACCAGAGUGUACGCAGCGCACGCCUUCUCGGGCUUCAGGGCGCAGUACCGAGACGGACUUCUCAGCUCGACUGGCUCAUCAGUCAGAAGUGUCGUCUUGGCGGUCCAGACUCUCCACGGGCUCCUCCAUCGCAUCUCAAAAUCGCUUGAAUCGUGACCGGACGCCAAGCUUGUCCGGCUCUCAAGUCGAUGUCUCCCGCGAUACGCGCAGGGAGAUGCGUCUCGGAGAUGAGAUCAGCGAUGAAGAAGGAGCAGAAGUCUACACGAGCGACGCUGCGACGGAGCAGGGCAGCACGUGCGGAGACGUGCCGAGUGGGGAAGAAACGGAAACCGAGGUUGCGAUGACAUCCCACCCUUCAGCGGACUUCAGGCGGAGAAAUCCGGGCAGAUUCAUCUCGGCCUCGAGUGCGGCUGCAGCUGGUCCGAUCCCGAUCUAUACGAGCACUAGACAGCGGGUAAAGCGGCCCACCUCGGCCAACGAUGCUGCUGCCAAAGAGCUGAGAAGUCGGAGAUUUGAUCCGAAGCGCAACUCGCUCUCCACCUUCGGCUCAGCAGAGCACUACGCGUCCAGUGCGUCCACCCAGCAGUCCGCCCACUUCGCUGAACAGCACGCGGUCUCAAGUCCGUCGGAGCUUCAGACUGGCAUCUUCACAGACAGGUUGGCCGAAGCCAAUAGGUCCACGUCUUCUUUCAGUCGCAUGCCAGGCCGCGAUGCUCUGCGACUCACCUUCCGAGACUUUUUCGAGCGAAGCUCCAGUCCGCGCCACUCGAAGCAAGGCAAGGCGGAUCCAGCGGUCGCCUACAGCUCCAGCCCAUCUCGAACGGGACGCUGGUUGGAAAAGUUGCAUUUUGCACGCAUGCACGGAGGUUCAGACUCACCUCGAAGAGCGGAACGAGAGUCGCCUUCUGGAGAAUCUCCUGAAAGCGCGUACCUAGACCACGCAUCGCAUAGCCCGCAUGCGAAAACGAAUGGUGCGGCCUCGAUGCAGCGAUCGGGUCCGUCAGCUGUCGCUCGGAUACAGGUCAGAGCUGGCUCGCCGAUCACGCCAGCUAGGAAGGACAGCUUGCACGCUGACGGAGCUCAUCGGUAUGCGGCCCCGAUCGAUAGGUUGGGGGAUACCGCACCUUCACCUGUGCGGACACUGAGCGCCAGCUACCACGUAGAUUCCCCAACACAAUUCGACGCUGUGCAGCCUCGCAGUGCCACGAGUUCCGCACACAAGCAAGCUGUUCGUAGAGCUACGCACUACGCCGAUGCGGCUGCGAGAUUAGAAGGCACUCGCAAGGUGCCUUCGCACCGAGAAGCUCAGACCCAUGCUGGACGUUCUCUCUCUGCCUCGACGUCCGAGACUCAGACCAGCGACAGCACCCGAUCGAUCAGCGAUCGCUGGACUGGCACAAGCGGCGCAGGUACCGAGACGUCAGCUACCUCCGACUUUGGCUCGAGCUAUGAUGACAAAUCCCCUUCGUCCAUCACUUGGUCAACGCGUCAUCGGCGCCUGUCGAGUGACGGCGCCUCUACAGAAGGCUCAGCUGCAUCUCGAUCUUCGUCUGCACUGCUGCGAGCUAGAAAAGACCCACGAACGUCACUGCAACAGCUUCCGGAGGGACGAACAGCUGACGUGAUGCCAACGCUCGAGGACACGCGUGCCAUGGAUCGAGCACAAGGUCUGUCAAAAGCAUCGAUGUCUUCUUCAACAUCCUCUUCCGAUCCGGACGGUCCACCGUCCAGGGCCGGGGCGUACAGCGUGGACAGACAACGAGUGUAUUUGAGCAGGCCUAGCGCUACCGAACAUGCCAGUAACGAAUCGGACGACAGGACGUUGACUCAGCAAGACUAUCACUUGGAGGAGGCGCGCCCAAGCAUGACGCGUAAUGCGACUGUAGGAGCGCUGGGGCAGGGAUCGAUCGCCGAACUGAGCAAGCGCGAGGGUACGGAUUCCAAAGUGAUGCCUAAGGCCGGAUCGAGGAGGAAGAAAGCGAAGCAAAUAUCGCGCCGAAACAGCUUGGGCGAUCUGCGUAUCCCUGCUCGCAUCAGCCAAGCGCAGAAAGGCAUCAAGGCCAACAUGACUCACGUGCGCGAAUUUGCGAAGGGCAUCGAGGACAUCAAGGAGCUGCGAGCCAAAUAUCUUGCGAUCUUAGGUGCCUUGCAAGAUUCUCCUGAUCUCGAGAAAUACCCUAACGCUAGCCCUACAGAAGCAAAAGAGAUGAUGAUGACCGAUCCUGAAGUGUCUGUGCAAGUUCACAGUAUCGACGAGUCGAUGAGACACUGGUGGGAGAUGGCUGAGGUCCUCGUAGGUCUAGCAGAUGGAACCAGCGAGGCGGACGAGAACGCGGACUUGGCUACGCUCGAUCUCUCCCCACGGGGCUCCAUGCACCGCAGCCGCACGACGACGCUGGAAAGUCCAGCAUGCCUUCAUCGCAAGGCUGUCACGCGUAACGACCAGCUCUCCCUGCCGCUUGUCUUAGCUAGCGACCAAGCGUCCACUAUUAGGCCUCGGUCGGAUGCGCACGGCUCGAGUGGUGCCCGCACGUCGAGUGGCUCUAGGUUCGUCGAUCCUCAACGCGAAUUGGACAUCAUUGCGGCUAUGCUAGCGGGUACUGCCCCCGAACACGCUUCCGCAGCAGCCGCGGUGAGAGCGUCGCUCAUGGUGGACCGACAGCAAGAUACAGCGUAUGCGUUGGGGUCGAGCGGCUCGGAUCAGACACAAGGCUUGCCAGCGCCGCCUUCAGCCAGACUCAGCUUUGCCGAGACUUCAGCAGCGGAGCGUCCAGAGGAGUACUCUCGCCGAGCUCAGGGCCGCUCUGAAGCGUACAGCACCGCGCCAGCUGGAAUCAGUCCGUUCGCGGCCAUGUCGACAGAUACACUGGACGAUAAUCCCAUGAGCGAAAGGUCUCGUCACAAGAGCGCCAACAAAGCUGCGCGCGGCCUACAAAGUCUGCUAGAGCUUGUGCGUAGCCUCAAGACGGCUCCAGACAUGCAAGGGCGAAAUUUCGGCUCUGUCGCAGGCGGAUCAGAGGAAGCUUCUGCAUCUCAGCUUUCCCUUAAUCGCCGUGCAGGCCGGGGUCUGAGUCUCUUCCUGAGUAGCACCGACUCGCCCAGAGCUCGUCCGUCGACAGACCACACCUCACCAUCCCAUCGCCUCACGGAGCAAGGACUGGAACGCGAUGCGUCGCUGCCUUCUUUGCCACCAACGCCGGUCACUGCCAAGCGGCGGUCACUCAUCAGUCGGGUCCGACCGGAUCCUGCCCGUCCAGAGCAAGAAGACAGCCCUCGUCGGAAGCGCUCGGCCUCCCGUCUAUUCAGCCGGGGUGGAGACUCAACGCCGUCUCUGCCUUCAACACUGCUUGCCUUUGGCGCUCAGGCUCGCCCACGUGUGGUCAGUGCUGCUUCCGCUCAAAGCGCUGGCAGUAGUAGUGGAAAUGGCAGCUUUGACAGCAGCUGGAUGCACGUGAUGCCAAGCACGAAGCCGUCUCACCAGCGACGAAGCUCAGUAAAGGCCAAUUCCUCUGCAGGCGCUUCUUUUCAGCUCCAACAGCCACCUCAACGUCGCCAUCGAGUACUAUCCCUCUUCGGAAAUCGCUCUCGUGGCGCGUCCAUCUCUGCUGAACCCAAAACAGAUGGCGCUAGGCACUUUGGUGUUUCGAAAGGGAGCGCGGAAGCGGAGUCGCUCGGAAGUGAUUCGAUCCCUCUACCAACGUCCGCCAUUUACGCGCAGAAUACUGCAAUAGGCUCUCGUGCCGAUGGCCCAAGUCCCCCUUCGAGUGGGAGUCACAAUGUAUCGCAGCUUGCGACAACUACGCGCUCUGCUCCAGCAUCGAGCAGACUGUCAAUGGCACGAUCGCAAGGACUAGAGGGGUCCGUGGGGCCUCAGGAAGCCGCCAAUCGGCCAAGCGCCGCAACAGAGGCCACACAGGCCACCGAGAGCAGCAGCGGACACAGCUGGUCACAGUCGCCCGAGAGUGCCGCAAGCUCUUACCUCCCAUCAUCUACAAUUGCUUUAGCCCCGACCGAUUCGACGCGAUCAACGUCUAUCAGCGCAGGCGAUUCGACCGUGUUCCGCAAGAUGGCCCUCAGCCCAGAAGCUAUCCCGAGCCUGCUGGUGUAUGUUCACGCAACUCGACAACACUGCGCCAGCGCUCUUUCCGCUCUGUCUGCGUUGCAGAGUGGUGCGAACGUAUCGGACUUCUCGCACAUGGCUCCACGAUCACCCCCAUCGACGAUAAAUGCUUUCUGCGGCUCGACUCCGAAAGACAAAGGCAGGAGGGGCAGUGUUGCAGCUUAGUAAUGUAUAUCAGAACCUCGCGUGUAGUGCAUGGGGACCAAUGUGUGAAGC